AUGGGGUCCUACGACGAACGCAUAGACCUGUCGACGGCCGACAUCAUCAAUAUCCAGUCAGACGCCGAGAAAAUCGAGUUGUUCAAAGACACUGCCGAAUCAUUGAAAGCCCAAUCGCCGAGCCUCCCGUCAUUGUUGUUGUGGGACGAACAAGGCUUGAAGUUCUUCGAGGCCGUUACCUACACGACCGAGUACUACCUGACGAACUGUGAGAUUGAGCUCUUGAAAAAACACAGCCAUCAGAUAGCGCAGAGGAUUGAAUCCGGUGCCAUUAUUGUCGAGUUGGGGAGUGGGUGUCUUCGAAAGACAAAGAUUCUUCUGCAAGCGGUAGACGACUUGAGAAAGCCCGUCGACUACUACGCCCUGGAUCUGUCACGGUCAGAGCUCGAACGGACUCUACAAGAGGUGUCUCCAGGUACCUUUCAGCACGUCCGAUGCCAUGGACUAUUGGGCACCUAUGACGAUGGAUUGACGUGGCUGCAGCAACCAGAAAUCGCUUCCAGGCCAAAAGUUGUGCUUUCUCUGGGUUCGACCCUCGGGAGCUUUACCCGGGCAGAAGCUGCCGACUUCUUCGCGGGGUUCGCCAAAGCUAUAGAUCAUUGCGUCAAUGGCACAACCCGCAGUGAAGCUCUGAUGAUCAUCGGUGUGGACGGUUGCAAAAAAGGCGAACAGGUAUGGUCUGCCUACAACGAUGCAGAAUCCCGGAACGACCAAUUUAUCAAAAACGCAUUGGAAUACGCGAACCGGAUCCUGGGGAAGGACAUCUUCCAUCAGAGUGAGUGGGACCGUCACGGCCAAUGGAAUGAAACCAUUGGUCGACACGAAUAA
Fonsecaea monophora is the source of this 828-nucleotide messenger RNA. RefSeq lists its product as hypothetical. Gene Ontology annotation, molecular function: methyltransferase activity. Bases 1 to 828 code for a protein of 275 amino acids. The transcript has a single exon. NCBI's taxonomy places the organism in Eukaryota, Fungi, Ascomycota, Eurotiomycetes, Chaetothyriales, Herpotrichiellaceae. The record is from RefSeq and is a predicted model, not a curated record.